CUCUCGUUGUACGCUUCCUGACCAAACGGUUCAUCUGGGAGUAUGACCCAACACUAGAGUCUACGUAUCGUCACCAAGCUACCAUUGAUGAUGAAGUGGUUUCCAUGGAGAUACUGGACACAGCUGGUCAGGAGGAUGCCAUUCAGAAAGAAGGACAUGUCCGGUGGGGCGAAGGCUUCGUCCUGGUCUACGACAUCACGGACAGAGGCAGCUUUGAGGAAGUGCUGCCACUUAAGAACUUGUUAGAUGAAGUUAAAAAACCCAAGAAUGUCACUCUGAUCUUGGUGGGGAACAAAGCAGAUCUGGAUCACUCCAGGCAGGUCAGCACAGAGGAAGGUGAAAAGCUGGCCACAGAACUAGCGUGUGCAUUUUAUGAGUGCUCUGCUUGCACAGGAGAGGGCAACAUUAUGGAGGCCUUCUAUGAGCUGUGUCGUGAGGUACGGCGUCGCAAGAUGGUGCAGGGCAAGACUCGGAGACGGAGCUCCACUACCCAUGUCAAGCAGGCUAUUAACAAGAUGCUUACCAAAAUCAGCAGCUAAAAGAGUUGUAUUAGGGUAGAGCAGCACUAUAGAGCAUAUUAGCUUGGGGCAGGGAGGAAGCAAGCAGAACAUAUUUUAAUAAAGGAUGGUCAAACCUUUGCAAUUAAAAAAAGAGAAAAGACAAACCACACCACUGUCCUUUUUGAGUGACGUGGGUCAGACUUUCUUCCUAUUUCAAAAUGCAUUUAGCCCCACUGCUUCUGGCUAACAUUAUAAACAAAACAAAACAAAAAAACUCCAAAGGACUAGAUGAUUGUGGGGAUUAGCAUUGACAGAACAUCUUCUGCUUCUACAAAGCUGGUUCCAAUUUCUUCCAAGUUAGUAGUGCCUAAACAUCAUUUCCAGCCAGCAAGUUCCACAGUAGCCACCGGGGAGUAAUACUCAGUCCUCAGUCCAGCAACAACCGUCACAACGGAUGUUGCUGAGGACUGAAUUCCCUUAGAAGCUGCUGUGUUGUACCAGAAGGUUCAUCUGACACCUUUCACCAGCUCUAAACUGGUGCAUGGUGUGCUUUUACUCCAAGCUGUCCUUGCUGGUGUUACUUUGUCAAAUCUAUGAGUCCCAAGGUAUGCAAGACAUGCAAAAAAAUAUAGAAAUGGCCUUUUUCAGACCCUAGGAUGUGUGUAGCCAGCAGGACAUUUAAGCAGGUCUGAAGUUCAGUUGUUUUUCCAUAUCCUC
Messenger RNA from Tinamus guttatus (white-throated tinamou), 1217 nucleotides. Lineage: Eukaryota; Metazoa; Chordata; Aves; Tinamiformes; Tinamidae. The record is from RefSeq and is a predicted model, not a curated record.